AUGAGGAGAUACCAAGCCCUCAUUAAUGGAGCACCGAUAACACGAUUCACCAUGGCAACAGGAGAAACGAAGGACUCAACGCCCUUUUCUUUCAUUUUAAUUGGUCCCAGGGGGCGUCCGACGGCCAAUAAGAUCACUUCUUACCUGCGCUGCGAGUCACCUGGGCCUCUGGCUGCAGGGAGGAAACACCUGGAGGAGAGAGAGAGAGCUCAGCUUCUCAGGACCAUCAUGAUGUCACCAGACGAGCGAGCCCUCGAGGAGCUGCUGUGCUGCAGAGACCUCGGAGACGAGGCGGCGGGGACGGAGGAGAGCGCUACUCCGGCAGCCAUUUCUCUCCCGGAGCCAAUGACGUGUGCCGGAUGUGGCGAGCAGGUGUGCGACCGCUACUUCCUGUUGGCUGCCGGCAGCGUUUGGCACAGCGCGUGUCUCCGCUGCAGUCGGUGUGAGUGUGAGCUGCAAACGCAUCCAUCGCUCUACUGGAGGGACGGAAACAUCUACUGCCAGCAGGACUACUGCAGGAUGUUCGGCGGAGGUCAAUGCGCUCGCUGCUUUCAGCCAAUCCCGGCUUCUGCUCUGGUCAUGAGGUCCGGUGAGCUGACCUUUCACCUGCACUGCUUCUCCUGCGAGGAGUGUGAUGCUACAUUAAUGCCGGGGAGCCUGUACUGCAUUCAGGGUCAGAACCUUUACUGUCAGGAACAUUAUCACAGCGACCGGAGCGGCCCGCUGCCUCAGAACCCCCCGACGGACCCAAAUCUGAAAGAAGCUCAACACCUGAGCUCAGGUGACGGGGACGAGUCCGUCAGCAGUCCUGAGCCCCGAUUGGACGACAGGGCGACGGGUGGGCGGACCUGCAGGCGGACCAAGCGAAUCAGGACGUGUUUCGGCAGCGAGCAGCUCAGAGCGCUGGAGUCGUAUUUCGCCCAGAAGCACAACCCCGACGGAAAAGACUGGACCUGCCUCACACACAAGACGGGGCUGCCCAAGAGAGUCCUGCAGGUGUGGUUUCAAAACGCUCGGGCCAAGUUGAGGCGCUCCCUCUCCGCCGACGACUCUCAGGUUCACUCCCCAUCCUCUCCCCUGAGAGGCGUCGCCGCGGCAACCGCCUCCCCGCAUCCAGCCCGCUCCCCCGACGACCAAUCGCAGCCCUUCUUCCCCACCAGCACCAUCGACCAGCUCCAGCUCUCCCUGCUGACCGCCCCGCUCAGCCGCCAGUCACACCACCAGCAGCAAAACCCCGCCUUAUUCCUGGACUACGACUCCCAGAAUGCACCUGGGUAUAGCUCCUCUCUGGAGGCCUUCGGGGACUUUGGGGAGAAUGGAAGUGGAGGAGGAGGAGAAAGAGAUGCUGAUCCUGAAGUUGAUCCUUUUAGACCAGAUUACUGUUAG
Messenger RNA from Scomber japonicus (chub mackerel), 1386 nucleotides. Its product is annotated as LIM/homeobox protein Lhx9-like. Gene Ontology annotation, biological process: neuron differentiation; regulation of transcription by RNA polymerase II. Gene Ontology annotation, molecular function: RNA polymerase II transcription regulatory region sequence-specific DNA binding; DNA-binding transcription factor activity, RNA polymerase II-specific. Bases 1 to 1386 code for a protein of 461 amino acids. The transcript has 8 exons. Gene Ontology annotation, cellular component: nucleus. The record is from RefSeq and is a predicted model, not a curated record. NCBI's taxonomy places the organism in Eukaryota, Metazoa, Chordata, Actinopteri, Scombriformes, Scombridae.